GUCAUAUGACCAUAAAGUUGUACUUCCUCAAACUGGCUCACACACCCCCGCUGCUCCUCUUCUGGGUCUGAUCUCUGUAGCCGGGCUCUCUGGGGGUCGCUGGCCGGUUUGGGGGGCUCAUGGCCGGGUUCUGGAGGCAGAGGGUGGUCGCUGGCUGUCUGCUGCUCCUCUCUUACCUGCUUACCUGCAGCCUCAGGUGUGCAGAAAGCAGCAAGAGCAGCAACAUCGUCCUCAUCCUCACCGAUGACCUGGACCUGGAGCUGGGUGGGCUGACUCCUCUAAAGAAGACCCAAGCUCUGAUUGCGGACGCAGGUGUCACUUUCUCUAAUGCGUACACCGCAACGCCCCUGUGCUGCCCGAGCCGCAGCAGUAUCCUCUCGGGGAAAUAUCCACACAACACCAUGGUCCACAACAACUCGCUGUCCGGCAACUGCAGCAGCAAAGCCUGGCAGAGCAACCAGGAGAGCCGGGCCUUCCCCGUCUACCUCAGCAAGCUCUUCUACCAGACCUUCUUCGGAGGGAAAUAUUUAAAUCAGUACGGGUCGGAGGAGGCGGGAGGGGUGAAGUAUGUUCCUCCAGGCUGGGACCAAUGGCACGCUCUGGUGGGGAACUCCAAGUACUACAACUACACUCUCUCAGUUAAUGGACAGGCAGAGACUCAUGGAGACAACUACGAAAAAGACUACCUCACAGACCUUAUCCUGAACAAGUCGCUGAACUUCCUGGAUCAGCGAAGCCCCCAGUACCCCUUCUUCGUGAUGCUGUGCCCACCGGCCCCCCACGCCCCCUGGACUGCAGCCCCUCAGUACCAGAAGAGCUUUAUAGAUGUGAAGGCUCCACGGGACGGCAGCUUUAACAAACCUGGCAAGGAUAAGCACUGGCUGCUGCGUCAGCCCCCAAACCCCAUGGCCAACAGCUCCAUCGACUAUCUUGAUGAUGCUUUCCGUAAAAGAUGGCAAACUUUGCUAUCUGUGGACGACAUGGUGGAGAAGCUGGUGAAGAAACUAGAAGACAUAAAAGAGAUAAACAACACCUUCAUUUUCUUCACCUCUGAUAACGGCUACCACACAGGUCAGUUUUCCCUCCCCACUGAUAAAAGGCAGCUGUACGAAUUCGACAUUCACUUACCGCUGUUGGUGCGGGGGCCAGGAAUCAAGCCCAAACAGACUCUAUCUGACCCAGUGAUGAAUAUUGACCUGGCUGUGACCAUCCUGGACAUUGCUGGAGUCAAUGUCUCUGCCUUAAAUAUGGACGGACAGUCUUUUCUUCCACAACUUGUUCCAUCAGCACGUAACGGCACGUCUCGCCCGUACUUCCUGGUGGAGUACUCUGGAGAAGGUCUCUUCCCUGCAGAUCCUGACUGCCCCAAACUCGGCCCGGGAUUGGCUAAUUGCUUCCCGGACUGUGUGUGUGAGGACGCUUGCAACAACACGUACGCCUGCGUUCGGACCCUGAAGGACAAUAAUUUCCAGUACUGUGAGUUUGCAGAUAAUGAGUCAUUUGUGGAGUUCUACAACCUGACGUCUGACCCUCACCAGCUGGAGAACAUUGUGAAGAAGGUGGACCCUGCUCUCCUGCAGACCAUGAACCAGAGGCUCAUUAAGCUCCAGUCAUGUGCGGGGAAGAGCUGCCGAGAGCUCAAGUGAUCCUUAUAAACCACCCGGCGGAUCUCCAGCCUCAGACUCAGCCUCAGACUCGGGGUCUGAGCGUCUCUCGGGUUAAACUUUAUGAGAAGGCUGGCCAACUUCUAUGAUCCACAUAAAUCACAGAGAGCGGCCACAGUGUGUUCACACACAGCUACUGCUGCUACACUUCAAACAGUCACGAUGUAAUUGAAUUGAAUUAAUUCAGUUUAAUUAUAUGACUGUGUACACCUUUAUCACACCUUUAUAACUGCGUAUCACACAGUUUUACUGUAUAUCCAUUCCAGUUGGGCCUGUCAUGAUAAGUAUUUUGGUUUAGAAGAUUUUAUAUAUAUAUAAAAAGCUCUGGAAUAUUGUCAUUUAGAGCAUUUAUUUGCAGAAAAUGGGAAAUGGCUGAAUUUAACAAAAAAAAGUUGCAGAAUUUUCAGACCUCAAAUAAUAAAAACAUAAAAAAAACAAGUUCAUAUUCAUAAAGUUUUAAGAGUUCAAUAUUUGGUGGAAUAGCCCUGGUGGUUUUUGAUCACAGUUUUUUAAAUGCGUCUUGGUAUCAUGUUCCCCUCCACCAGUCUUACACACUGCUUUUGGAUAACUAAAUUCAAGCAGUUCAACUAGGUUUGAUGGCUUGUGAUCAUCCAUCUUCCUCUUGAUUAUAUUCCAGAGGUUUUUAAUUUGGUAAAAUUAAAGAAACUCAUCAUUUUUAAGUGGACUCUUAUUUUUCCAGAGCUGUAUUUUUUCUUAAAGUAGGGAGAAAAGAGGAAGAAAUAAUAAUUAAUCAGGAAGGUACAGAAACAGGACAAAAUCCUGAAAAAGUCUAAAUAAUAUUCAGUAUAAAAGCACAGAAAUAAUAGAUGAAAAAAUAAAUUUAGACGAACAAUAUCGUUGUGAUUGUAAGACCAUUUUAUGCCACUGUUCUGAUAAUAUGAAUUAUAUAAUACCAUAAUGAUUAUAUAAUGCAUUAUUACACCAUUUUAAAGAGCAAUGAUUUAUUUUUUUUUUAAUAAUGGAAUAAAUAUUUUAAAUAGCCUAAAUAAAUUUAAUGUAAUUUUGUUUUGAAACAGAAUCAACAUACCAUCUCACGGGUUAAUGGGUUCUUUCUUGGUCCCUCCAAUGUGAAUGUACCUGUAGCUUUAAUAUGUAGAUUUGUGUAGAAUAUUAACAAUCAACACUGAAUUGCUGCUAUUUUACAGCAGGUUACUCUUUUUUUUUAACAUCUUACUGUCUUUAAUUCAUGCAUUAAAUCUAACUUUGCUUCAGCAAAGUGCAAAUUUCAAUUUAAAGCACUUUUUACAUUUUAAAACAUGAUUAUUAAAACCACAUUGCACCCAUUCAGAGGAACUGUGAAAUGGUGGAGAGCUUUAAAUCAUAUAUAUUUUUAAUAUAAACUGUAUUUCCGGUCACAUAUCACAUGAAUAUUUUAAAUAUUAUUUAAAUGUGAAUAUAUAAUUUCCCUCUCUCUCUUUUACAUGUGCAUCGCUCCACUCCACUCCAGAUAUUUGAGAACACACUCCAGAGCUUUAAACUUUCUCACUGUAUUUGUAACUGGAUUUUUUUUUUAUGGAUUAUGUUGGAUAUUUAAGGGAAAAUUGUCUCAUUUAGGCAAAGUUUUUUUUUUUUGUAUUAUGAUGGAAUUAUAUGUGCCUUGUCUUUUGCACUAUAAUUGUGAACACACUUUUGCGUUAAAGGAAAUGUUAAUUUUACAGAAUAAUAAUAAAUGUGAAAUUGGGAAGUUUAACCACCCCCAAACUUUUAAUUUUGUCCUGUUUGAAAAAAAAUGUUAAAGAAAUUCUAUUAAAUUCCUUAAAACAG
Molecule: messenger RNA, 3449 nt
Organism: Astyanax mexicanus (Mexican tetra)
Lineage: Eukaryota; Metazoa; Chordata; Actinopteri; Characiformes; Acestrorhamphidae
Gene: gnsb
Product: glucosamine (N-acetyl)-6-sulfatase (Sanfilippo disease IIID), b
Exons: 13
Coding region: 120-1646 (508 amino acids)
Biological process (GO): glycosaminoglycan metabolic process
Molecular function (GO): glycosaminoglycan binding; N-acetylglucosamine-6-sulfatase activity
Source: RefSeq, a predicted model, not a curated record